Molecule: messenger RNA, 1481 nt
Organism: Brassica napus (rape)
Lineage: Eukaryota; Viridiplantae; Streptophyta; Magnoliopsida; Brassicales; Brassicaceae
Exons: 4
Coding region: 100-1263 (387 amino acids)
Source: RefSeq, a predicted model, not a curated record
CAAGAGGAAAAAAAGGACGUGAGUUCACUUGCCUGUGAAGCAUUCAUUCACACAGUAUUCAAAAGGGAAGAAGUGAGUUAUUUAUAAUCACAAAAUAUUAUGGCAUCUAACCGGCGAACGAAUACAAAUUUUGGAGGAACAACAAAUUCAAAUCGUCCUACAGAAGCAUCAACUCCUCCUACGGAAACAACUUUAAGAACCAAAGACAAAUACAAAUGGUCAUAUAUACAAGAAAAAACUUUAAUUCAGUUAUUCGACGAAGCACUUUCGAGGGAUAAUUAUACUCUUAACAAUCCAAGUGCCAGUGGGAGAGAGUAUAUGGUAGAAAAGUUCAACCGAGCCUUCAACAUGAAUAUAACUUAUGCGUUUUUUAAAAACAAGCUCGAUGAAUUCAAAAAAAAAUAUAAGAGAUGGAAGACUCUUAUGAAUUAUACUGGUAUAUCGGUUGAUCCUGAUACAUCUAUGAUAUAUGCAUCUGACACAUGGUGGAAAGAACGUGAGAAUGGAUGUAAAUUAACAAAAAGUCUGAAUAGAAAACCACCAGAGUUUUGGAAUGUGAUGGUACGAUGUCUCGCACUACACGAUGUACAAUCACAAUCUCAACAUUCUGCACGUCUAAGAAGAGAAGAGCUAAUUAAUAGACGUGGUGUUGAUGAAUCUUACACUGAUAGUGGUGACAUCCCACAAACACAAGAAGAAGAAGAUGUGUAUCGUGUUUUAAUUGAUGAUGAUACACAUCUUGUGAAUGAAAACACCAAUGAAACGGUACAACAUACUGGCCGCAGAAGUCAUCAACGAGGAAGGCAAAAUUCACAAUCAAGUAUUAGGCGUGGAAGCAGUUCCCAAAGAUCUGGAGACAACUCACGGCUUCCUAUAAGGAGUGGUUCACGUGGAGGUAGAAGAAGACAAUCUUUUGAAACAACUAUACAAGACACUAUAUCUGGAUAUACGAAGUUCCAACGUCAAAGUUUACAACAACUUCGUCCAGGUGCUUUUGACCAAGAAAAUUAUGAUGAAUGGAAAAAAACAGAAGAAAUAUUUCUUGCUCUAAAUAUUCCAAAAGAAAGAUUUUAUUGGACAUGUCUUAAUACUCUUAAAGAGUUAGUAUUUUGGCGAAAAUAUUUUCUUGAUAUAGCUGGAAGCAUCGAUGAAGAUAAGUUACAACUAUUGGAAGCUAUGACCGGUGUUUCACGGAACAACGAAGAUGUGCCAAAACAGUUAGGGGCAGAGCAAUCAUUUGGAAGUUCAUAUGCUCAACAGUAGGGCACACGGCCAACUGCUUAACAGUGGGGCACACCGCCAACUGCUCAACAAUGGGGUACCCCACCGUUUGCUCAACAAUGGAACACCCCACCAAAUUCUCAACAAUGGGGCACACCACCAAAUGUUUCACGAUGGGGGACACCACCUAAUGCUCAACAAUGGAAUUCACCCCAACCAACCCAACCAUGGGGACCAACACCAAAUUCACAACCAUGGGG